Anguilla rostrata (American eel) is the source of this 2447-nucleotide messenger RNA. It is a transcript of the gene fuca2, whose product is annotated as alpha-L-fucosidase 2. Lineage: Eukaryota; Metazoa; Chordata; Actinopteri; Anguilliformes; Anguillidae. Gene Ontology annotation, biological process: glycoside catabolic process; fucose metabolic process. The coding region runs from base 200 to 1564 and encodes 454 amino acids. Gene Ontology annotation, cellular component: lysosome. The record is from RefSeq and is a predicted model, not a curated record. Gene Ontology annotation, molecular function: alpha-L-fucosidase activity. The transcript has 7 exons.
CUCUUGAAAUAAUUUGUGAAGGAACUCUGCUUCUUGGCCAGGUCACAUGAUUUACCAGGAAGUAACAAGAUGCGGUAGUGAACGAGCUAGCUAUUAAUAAACAUUUCAUAUAGUUCAUCAGCUGCUAUGUACCUGGUUAACUAACUAUGUGAUUCGUAGCCUACUUUGGAGUAAACAUUCUCUAUCAAAAAGCACCGUUAUGGACAAAGCUUUGGUCUCCGUCGUUUUAGCCAUCCUAAUCGCCCACUGCAAAUGUAAAUACGAACCUACGUGGGAAUCGAUUGACUCCCGACCUAUACCUGUCUGGUUCGAUCAAGCCAAAUUUGGCAUCUUCGUGCACUGGGGGGUAUUCUCUGUCCCCAGCUACGGAAGUGAGUGGUUUUGGUGGUACUGGCAGGGGGAGAAAUUGAAGCCAUAUGUUGAUUUUAUGGAGCAUAACUAUCCCCCCGGCUUUCAGUACCAAGACUUUGCACCCCAGUUCACAGCAGAGUUCUUUGAUGCAAAACAGUGGGCAGAUAUCUUUGCUGCAUCUGGGGCAAAAUAUGUAGUGCUCACAACAAAGCAUCAUGAAGGUUUCACUCUGUGGGGCUCCAAAUAUUCCUGGAACUGGAAUGCGGUAGAUGUAGGGCCAAAGAGGGACCUGGUGGCAGAGGUCGCCGAUGCCUUGCGAGCACAAAGUGACCUCCGUCUGGGACUUUACCACUCCCUCUUCGAGUGGUUCAAUCCCCUCUUCAGGCAGGAUGCUGCAAACCUGUUCACCACUAACCAGUUCCCUAAUACUAAGACCUUACCAGAGCUAUAUGAGAUCGUCACAAAGUACCGACCAGAGGUGUUGUGGUCUGACGGAGAUGGCGAUGCCCCAGACAAGUACUGGAAUAGCACAGGAUUCUUAGCCUGGCUUUACAAUGAGAGUCCGGUGCAGGAGACAGUCGUGACCAACGACCGCUGGGGGUACGGCACCAUCUGCAAACAUGGAGGGUACUACACCUGCACUGACCGCUACAACCCCGGACACCUGCUGAAACACAAGUGGGAAAACUGUAUGACCAUCGACCAGAAGUCCUGGGGAUACAGAAGGAACGCUGAGCUUAAGGACUACCUAACCAUAGAGGAGCUGCUAAAGACACUGGUAGAGACGGUGUCCUGUGGUGGGAACCUCCUGAUGAAUGUGGGGCCCACUCAUGAUGGACGAAUCGCCCCCAUAUUUGAGGAGCGUCUCCGGCAGGUGGGCCAGUGGCUGGCGGUCAAUGGGGAGGCCAUUUACAACAGCAGCGCCUGGAGGUCCCAGAAUGACAGCGCCUCGCCCGGAGUCUGGUACACUUGGAGGCCAAAGGAAGGCGCCAUCUAUGCAGUCAUCCUGCAGUGGCCUGACAGUGGAUAUGUAGCUCUCAAUGAACCUAUGGUCCUGGAGGGAAAGACUGAGGUGGUGCUUCUCGGUUAUCAGCAGCCUCUGAAGUGGCAGCCCUUGAAGCCCAAUGGACUGAAGGUGUUUCUGCCCCAGCUUCCUUAUGGCCAAAUGCCCUGCUUUUGGGCCUGGACCCUCCGACUAACUGGAGCAGGAUAGAGUGGGACUGUCGCCUUUAGUUAUACACACAUUUAUUUUUUGUUGUCAUCCAGGGAAAUUUGCUUGAAAUCAUGAAUGAAUGAUGAAUCAGAUGAAUCAGAGUGAUUGCACACCAGGUGUACUGUGAAUGGAGAGCUCCAUGUUUUUUUUCUUUUUACAUUAACUGUACUGCAUUCCUAGUAAGAAGAAAAGGGAAAGGAAAUUUAUUUUAUAUGCUGUGCAAUGUGGUGAAGAACCAAAUUCAGAUGCAUUUUUCCAAAAUUCCAGAGAAUGAGAGCCAGCUGCAUCAAUUUACCUACAAUUUAUGUGGUAAUGGUGGAGGUGCUUGGGAUAUUCAUCAGAUAUCACAAAACUUAAAUUUGUUCCGUGCAUUACAUCCUGUACCAGGUUAUACCUCAGUAGGGUUUGUUAUCAUUUUUGUCUUUUCAACAUUUAUACUGCUGUCAUUACAGCCACAACAGCCCUGAAAGUGAUAUAUUGUUUAUCCAAACACCCCUGUUUAUUCCAUCUGUGUGAGCACAGCACAAAGAAUAGUGCAGUUAAAUUAAUCCCAUACCUGUUUGCCUAUAUAUAGCAUAAGGGUCUUUUUACACCUUUAUACAAACCAUUGGUAGGCAGAUAUAUAUGGUAUACCAUUCACUUAUCUUUGAAUAUUUCUUGAUGGAGCCCAAAACUGCUUGUUUGAUUUUAGCACUUUAAAUAUCCAGUAAUCAUAUGAGAGCACUUUACUGAACAAUGUAUGAAGACAACUGUAUGAAGACAACUUUAAUUAAUAAUACCUUUUUCUGAAUUUUAGAUAUCAUUUUUAACCGUUUUUUUUUUACCAAUUAUUAUCAAUAUAAUAUCUGGAAUAAAGGUGACUAUGGUCUGUGGUUCCACAUAA